Molecule: messenger RNA, 3256 nt
Organism: Magallana angulata
Lineage: Eukaryota; Metazoa; Mollusca; Bivalvia; Ostreida; Ostreidae
Product: patched domain-containing protein 3-like
Exons: 4
Coding region: 287-2920 (877 amino acids)
Cellular component (GO): membrane
Source: RefSeq, a predicted model, not a curated record
GAGUCAGUCAAGCAGAACACAGGUACAACAAAUACGUCAGGUACGGAAGAAUCUGUCGGGCCUGGGUCGGUCCUUUAAUUGUUUGGGGGAAACGAUUACCCGACAUUCGGUAAUUGUGAUAUUGAUCCCGCCUAUGUAAACAUUCGCAGACCGGACAUCGAGAGAGCAGACGACCGCGGUGAGAAGCAGUCGAAAACUGACCGACGUCUCGAUCGGAUCUACAUGUACACACCGGAGCAAUGGCAAUGUUUAGGAAGUGAAUCUCUCACAGGUCAACAGCCACACUAUGUCUUCUAUGUGCUUUUCGCGGUGUUACACUGCGCAUGACCGGAAAAUUGCACAUCUAUUUGGGCGUUAUGGUCGACUAAUCGCCCGCCACCCCUGGAUCGUCAUCAUCUGUUCCAUCGUAUUGAGUCUUCUUUUAGGCAUCGGUCUUCUCCGACUUGAGUUCGAACUUGACCUUGAAACCCAGUAUCUCCCAGAGAACAAUGAGGCUUCACUGGACCGUGAAAUCCUGAGGAACGUGUUCAAAUCGCUCAACCAUGACAAUUUCCUGAUCCAUACUUUAGCAGAUGUUGGAAUUUUUGCGGAAGUUAUCAUAAAAUCCACGAAUGGCCAAAAUGUAUUAGAUGGAAACGCUUAUCAAGAUGUUUUACUAAUUAACGAUUACAUAACAAAGAAAAUUAAGAUUUUGGACCAGUCAAACACUGAAAUAUCGUACCAAUCUCUCUGUGCAACAAAUAACGGAAAAUGUGUUGUGUUUGGCCAAGAACUUCUUGUUUCUGACUUCCAACAAGAUCUGCGAACAGGGAACGUGACCUUCCCACUGUACAGACGAACCAUAUUGGUUUCCUCGAUGCUUGGAAGGGUGGUCUAUAAAGACAAUCGCCUCGUGUCGGCAGAGAUGAUAAAGCUGAGGUAUUAUCUCCAGGAAAAUUCCGAAAAUGAUGGUCAACUAUCAGAAAAGUGGAUUAAGGAAUUUGCCCGUCGGAUGGAAGAAUUUCAGACAAAUCACACAGAAAUUGCAUACUCCUACCACAAUGCAUUGGACGAUGAGGUUGCUCGGAGCUCUAUGGCCGAGGCCCAUCUGUUCAUUAUCACAGUUGGCCUCAUGGUUACCUAUGCGUCUAUCAUAACUGCUGGGAGACGCAUCAAUUGCGUCUACGAUCGCCAAAACCUGGGACGCGUCGGCGUCUUCUGUGCAAUUCUCUCAAUGGUUCCGGCGGCGGGAAUCGCAAGUGCUUGUGGUGUAAAGUUCAUGAACUCUGUUGGAGUGAUGCCUUUUUUAAUAAUAGGUAUUGGUAUCAACGACAUGUUUAUCAUCAUGUCAGGGCAUGCGCAGACAAUAGGACAAGAGCUGAGUGUGGAGGAGAGGAUGGACCGCACCCUGAGGACUAGCGGCCUCGCUAUCACCAUCACCUCUCUCACUGACCUCCUGACCUUCUUCAUCGGUUACACGUCCUCCUUCAGAACCAUUCAGAACUUCAGUGUGUACACGGGUUUGGCCGUUUUCUUUUGUUACGUAAACCAGCUGACAAUUUUGGCACCAUCUAUCGUCAUACACGAGCAAUGGAUGAACGCGGCAAAGCAUUCCGUGACGUGCAAGUCCACAAAGCCCCGGGGCCAGCUUCGGGCCGAGGGGUAUUCCGCCUGUUACGUCACCUGUUGCUCUGGGGAGAAACCCACGUCACGCGCAGAUCUUGAGAGUGUGCUAGAAAGCUAUCCCAAACGUUUUGUACAGUUCUUGGUCCGAAACAAAGUUUCCAAAAUUUUUAUUUUUGUUGUGUACUUGUGUUACCUAGCCGUAUCUGUGUGGGGAGCUACGUCCCUUAGACAAGGAUUUAGAUUCUCGGAUUUGGCGUUAGAGGGCUCUGCCUACUAUAAGGCUAGUGAUUGGGAUUUUGAGAAUUUUAAAUGGGAAAUUCCGCUUCAGAUUGUUUUUACUGCUCCCGUUAACUACGAAGACAGUGAAACUCGAAAACAAAUUUUCAGUUUCAUAGAAAAGCUUAAACAGGAGCCAUUAAUAAAAGAAACCCCAGAGAUCAAUUGGUUAUCGACAUAUGAGACUGUCCUCGGUAACAGAACAUUCGGGGACAAGUUUGAAUCUCUAAGACAUUACUUGAAUAAUUCGAGGAUCUUCAGCGAGGACGUGAAGUUCUCGACGGAUUUCUCUUCUAUAGAUCUUUCCAGGUUCUACUUGUUCUCGGAGAACUUAAGGACUAGUGAAGUACAGGGACAGUUCCUGCUGAGGAUCCGGGAGCUUGAGCAGUCCUCUCCGAUCCCCUGCUUUAUUUACUCUCCACUCUUUGUUUUCUUCGAGCAAUACGCCAUCGUAGUGAGGAGUACGCUGCAGACAGUCGGCAUUGCUAUAGCCGCCAUGUUUGUGGUGUCCUGCUUAUUCAUGCCACACCCACUUAUCGUUACCUUGGUGACCGUGUCCCUAGUAUCCAUCCUUGUGGGGGUGUUCGGCUUUCUCCCAUUCUGGGGACUCAACAUCAGCUCAGUUACAAAAAUAGAACUCAUUUUAUCUGUGGGCUUUUCUGUUGACUUUAGCGCCCAUCUGUGUCAUGCUUAUCUGACGUCACAGUCACAUAAGCGGAAGGACCGCGUUCGAGAUGCGCUUGAAUUGGCUGGUGGUCCCAUCAUCAAUGGGGCGCUCUCUACCAUUAUCGGCCUUUUUAUGUUGAUUUUCUCUAACAGUUUUAUCUUCCAGUCAUUCUUUAAAGUGUUGUUCACGGUCAUUGCGUUUGGACUUAUACAUGCAGUACUCUUUUUACCCGUAUUUCUGUCUGUAAUCGGACCAAAAGUUCGCAUUUUACCGGAGACCGAGCCCGGUCUCAGAGUGGAAUUACAUAACGGAGGAAAUCUCGAUCAGUGUAACGGGGCGCAGCAUCCACUGGUUCUGAAGGAAAACACCUAGAUGUGAAGAUCUACAGUCACAGAGUGACCCGUAUCUCCGUCCAUAAAUCAAGCUCAAAACGAGGACCCCAUAAAUACAGAUCGAGUCGGUUUGUUUUUCCGGCAUUGGUGAACAGUCUUCAAAAGACUCUAAAUCAUCUGUUGUCGGGAAUGAGGUUUUAAUCUAAAUGGCGUUGACAAAUUUUAUGGCAUAACGAUGAUCUUGCGUUUUUGCUGCAUGAAUUGAAUAGUAAUAGACUCUUGUAAUAUAUAUAUGCAUUUCUAAACUGCAGGGAUAAAAACAAAUCAGAUUAAGAAACAACUGACUUGAUAUACACCUUUAUAAGUAAGGAUAUAU